GGCAUUUCGGGUGACAUUCCUGCCAUGGGCAGAGCGUACUGGUACUCCGGGUCCGAUUGGAACGAUGGGUACUCAGAGGUUUGGCCGGGAACAGUCUUCUAUGCUUAUGUAGAAGAUCCAUUGGCCUGGCAGCGAACUGGUUGGUACCAGUUCAUCAUUGCUGGAUGGGAGCAGGCGGCCCAAAAGUACGAGGCGUGGGAGGCCACCGGACUACACACCAGGCUCUUUAGUCAUGCUGAAGUCCUUCGCGGAGUCACUCGAUUCAAACAGUGCAGCCAUGAUCAGCUCGAACGGGAGGCUCGUAUGGUCGCCUGGUGGGAACCAGACGAUUUGCGUGGCCCAGUAGAUGUAGGUCAAAGGGCCUGGGCCUGGAAGAGAGCAAGGCCUGAUCGCCGCGAUGCGGUGUUCCCAACUCGGGUCAAAGGCUUCAAACCCCACGGCACUCUCGAGAUGGCUGGACCCAUGCUGUUCCAUCUCCAUUCCAGGUCUCGUCACGAUGAAAGCUUCAAGCGUGUUGUCGACGUGGGUGCUGGCACGGGGCGGAUGGCAUCAUGGCUUACGACCUGGGGCCUGGAGGCCAUCGCGCUCGACGUCGUGAAACCACAGACUCCAGAGUUUGAGGUGACGGAGUUUGAUGGGCGUACGCUGCCAUUGGAAGACAAGAGCGUGGAUUGCGUCAUCUUUUCCUUCGUGUUGCACCACUGCAGACACUUUGAAGUGCAACGUGCGCUCCUCAUGGAGGCAGCCCGCGUGUCGCGGCAGUGGAUUGCAAUCAUUGAGGAUACACCACAAGAGGCCAUCCAUUGGAAAAACACCAAAGGCCACGAUCGAUUGGGCACUUUCAAUUCCUGGUCCGAUUGGAUGGGCCUCUUCAAAAAGUUACGGCUGGAUCACGUGGUACACUCUGGCGAUGUUUGGGCAGGGUCCAAAAGCCGACCCAGCCCAUACUUCUGCAAAAGGGCCUACUUCAUUCUGGAGGUACAAGCGGAUGCACUAAGUCGGGGCCCCACACUUCGUGGUGCCAGUGGCGGUGCAUUGCCUGCACGGGGCUAUGCUGCGGAAGCGCCACGGCAAUGUCGAGGCUGCGUUGAGGCUGCAGAUGAUCCUGAAGGGGUUGCCAUUCUGCGUGAUAUCAAGGCAGAUUGGAUGGAUACCGAGGCCAACGUGCCGUGGACGUACGAGCAGCUGAAGCUUCCGCAGACCAUCGCCCAAGGCCUCAAGAGCCAAGGCUUCCACACUCCGUCACCAAUCCAAAGGGAAGCCGUUCCGCUGGCCCUGGAGGGUCAUGAUUUGGUGGGAGUUGCAGCCACUGGCAGCGGAAAGACUUUGGCAUAUUUGCUGCCAAUGCUGCUCCGGCUCUUGUCAACACCUUCCCAUCAUGGUCCAUUUGGACUAGUGCUCUUGCCCACUCGAGAAUUGGCAAUGCAAGUAGCCGCCUGUGGAAAUGCUCUUUUGGGGAAGGAUGAAGACUCUGGAUUUGGAGUAGAUGACUUGGAGCAACGCAUCUCAGUUGUCUCCAUCUGGGGUGGUGGCUCACGUCCAGAGCAACAGAAGCACUUGCGCUAUGGCAGCCACCGAGAUGCACCAGGAAGUGGUAGCUGGAUUGUUUGUGCUGCGCCCGGACGGCUAUUGGAUCUCAUUUGUGCAGAAGAAGAGGAAGGCCGUGAGCCUUUGGCCAGUGUGCGAGUCUUGGUGCUCGAUGAAGGUGAUAGGAUGCUUGAGGAGGGGCUAGGCGACCAACUGGAUGGCAUUGCCCUGCGCACGGCGCACAUGCGACAGACGCUUUUCUUUUCGGCCACCUGGCGGGAGGAGAAGGUGGGUGAGCAAGCCAGACGGUUUUGCCGUCACACACCCGUAGUGAUUCAGAUUGGCGAGAAUGGUACUAUGCAAGAAGGUAGCGUGUCAGCUUGCCCUCGGAACAUUCGGCAGAUCGUUGAGGUCUUCGACGAUGACGAGAGCGAGGAAAAGCGAGAAGAGCGAAAAUUGGCGCGUCUUCUCGAGCUUUUGAGUGCUCUGGAGCAGGGCACAAGUGAAGAAACUGGAGAUGCAAAAUGCGUGGCCUUUGGGAAAGCCUUGGUCUUUUGCACAACAAAGAAAUUGGCCGAUACAGUGGUGGCUCAACUUGCGGACAGAGGUUGCGAAGCUCUUUCGUUGCAUGGGGGCAAGGCACAGCAGGAGCGUAAUUACAACCUCGAAAGAUUUACCAGCAGCGAAGAGCAAGCUCCCAAUGUGCUUGUGGCGACCGAUGUGCUGGGGCGCGGCAUCGACUUGCCCAACGUGACGCAUGUCUUCGUGUUUGACAUGCCGGGGUGUAUUGAUGAUUACAUCCACAGAAUUGGGCGUACUGCUCGUGGGAUGGAUGGACAGGGUCAGGCAAUCUGCUUCUUUGAGUACGCUGAUUGUCUUCCAAAUCUGGCAGAGGACUUGGUCACACACCUUGAAGUCACGGAGCAACCAGUUCCACCAGAGUUGAAGCGGAUCGCUGAGGAGGUGGCAGAAGGUGGCAGGGGACGACGAGUGAAGAAAGAGGAGCUGGAACUGCCCACUUAUGGCUUGGCCACGGCAGAUGAGCUUGGCGUUUGGCAUGCCUCGGGCUACAGGUCUUGGAUGUUUGAUUCUU
Messenger RNA from Cladocopium goreaui, 2620 nucleotides. The record is from the annotation of a GenBank genome assembly. NCBI's taxonomy places the organism in Eukaryota, Dinophyceae, Suessiales, Symbiodiniaceae.